This is a messenger RNA of Struthio camelus australis, 1160 nucleotides long. The record is from RefSeq and is a predicted model, not a curated record. NCBI's taxonomy places the organism in Eukaryota, Metazoa, Chordata, Aves, Struthioniformes, Struthionidae.
AUGUGUCCGUACGCCCUGUCUAUAAAAUUCAGCCUGAAAAUCAGCGAUUUGCAAGCGGCCUAUAGGCAGGCUGGGGAGCAAAGCAGCCGCGAGGCCAGGGCCGCGCGGGAGCCGGCAGAGGGAGCUCUGACUGCGUUUCGUAAGACUUACGACAAAACUGUGGCACUGGGACAUCGUCUGGAUAUCGUGUUCUAUCUUCUAAGGAUUGGCUUGUUUUAUAUGGAUAACGACCUCAUCACACGGAACAUUGAAAAAGCAAAAAGUCUAAUAGAAGAAGGAGGAGACUGGGACAGGAGAAAUCGUCUAAAGGUGUACCAGGGUCUUUACUGUGUCGCUAUUCGAGAUUUCAAACAAGCAGCGGAGCUCUUUCUUGAUACAGUUUCAACGUUCACAUCCUAUGAACUUAUGGAUUACAAAACAUUUGUAACAUACACUGUCUAUGUCAGCAUGAUUGCAUUAGACAGGCCUGACCUUAGGGAGAAGGUUAUUAAAGGAGCAGAGAUUCUGGAAGUUUUGCAUAGCUUGCCAGCUGUACGACAGUAUCUCUUUUCUCUUUAUGAAUGCCGUUAUGCAGCCUUUUUCCAAUCGUUAGCUAUCGUAGAGCAAGAGAUGAAAAAAGAUUGGCUGUUUGCACCUCACUAUCGAUACUAUGUACGAGAAAUGAGGAUUCAUGCAUAUAGCCAGCUCCUAGAGUCUUACCGGUCGUUGACAUUAGGAUACAUGGCAGAAGCGUUUGGAGUCAGUGUAGAAUUUAUAGAUCAGGAGCUUUCAAGAUUUAUUGCAGCUGGGCGAUUGCACUGCAAAAUAGACAAAGUAAAUGAGAUUGUAGAAACUAACAGGCCUGAUAGCAAGAAUUGGCAGUACCAAGAAACCAUCAAGAAAGGAGAUCUGCUGCUAAACAGAGUUCAGAAACUUUCCAGAGUAAUUAAUAUGUAAUUUUUUUAAUGCAGGGGAAGGGAAUGCAAAAUUUAGAUGUUUAAAAACAUUUUGGAAGUAACCUAUAAAUAUAUUAUAUAACUUGGUAUACCAUAGGUAAGAAAAUUACUAGUGAGAAAAGUAGUGUUUUUACAGUCCUCUUCAUUAUGUAAACAACGUUCCAUUUUGGUGUAUGGAUCCCAGUUCAUUUAUUAAAUGUAUGAUACAGUUGAUGAUCUUUUGUA